Pyrus x bretschneideri (Chinese white pear) is the source of this 2892-nucleotide messenger RNA. Its product is annotated as G-type lectin S-receptor-like serine/threonine-protein kinase At1g61500. The transcript has 7 exons. NCBI's taxonomy places the organism in Eukaryota, Viridiplantae, Streptophyta, Magnoliopsida, Rosales, Rosaceae. Bases 169 to 2712 code for a protein of 847 amino acids. Gene Ontology annotation, molecular function: ATP binding; protein serine/threonine kinase activity. The record is from RefSeq and is a predicted model, not a curated record. Gene Ontology annotation, biological process: protein phosphorylation; recognition of pollen.
AUUAAAAAAAGGCUUAACGAUGAUUGAUUACAUUUAAACACCACAUAAUUAUCGUCAUUAAGGUUUCGGACGACAAGUAGAUAACACCAUACUUGCUCAGAAUUCAGUACUGAAUUGUCAUCAUUCUUUGUUUUAAUGAACAUUGAGCGCUAAGUUAUUUGGAUACAAAUGGUUCUUGACGCUCAAAGUUUUUGUAUUUUCUUCACUUUGCUUCUUCUGUCACUGAUUUCUUGCGCCAAAGAAAUUUACGACAUAACUCCGUCGCGACCAUUAGCGCAGGGACAAACUCUUGUCUCGGCAGGCAACGUUUUCGAGUUGGGAUUCUUCAAUAAUUCCGCUAAUAAGUACGUGGGGAUAUGGCACAAAGAUAUACUUCCUCGAAAAGUUGUGUGGGUUGCCAACAGAGAGAAGCCUAUUGCAGCUACAGACACCUCGGCUGGUUUGACAAUCAGCAGCAAUGGGAGUUUGGAGAUUGUCGAUGGCAAACAGAAUUCUGUUUGGUCAACCAAUUUUUCGGCAACAGCAUCGAGUUUGAAUAAUAGUUCAGCAGCAGUUGCAGUUCUUUUAGACAAUGGAAACUUUGUUGUCAAAUUUAAUGUAGGAGUUGCAGCAGAUCAGUACUUGUGGGAGAGCUUUGAUUAUCCUAGCGACACGCUUCAACCGCAAAUGCUUAUGGGAUUCGAUAGUGUAUCUGGAACGAGGAAUUCGUUGACUUCUUGGAAAAGUGAGAAUGAUCCGUCAACUGGGAUGUUCUUGGUUGGACUGUCACAUGAGGAGCCAUCACAGUUGGUAGUUUGGAUCAAUGGGUCGACUCCCUACUGGAGAAGCGGGCCAUGGGAUAAAUCAAAGUUCAUCGGCGUACCAGAAAUGGAUGAUCAGUAUCGAAGCGGAUUUAAUCUCGAGGAUAAUACGCAGCAGGGAAAAAAGUACUUCUCUUUUGAUUUGUUUGUUAAAACUGUUGCAGCAUUUAUGGACAUCUCUUCGGAAGGUGUAUUAAGGCUCAUCUAUUCAAAACACGGUGAGAACUGGAAUACAUUCUGGGAAGCACCAGCAGCAAAGAAUCCAUGUGACAAUUAUGGAGCAUGUGGACCUUUCGGGAUUUGCAAAGCUUCUGGAUCUCCAAUCUGCAAGUGUUUGAAAGGAUUUGUACCGAAGUCACGUGAGGAAUGGAGCAGAGGAAACAGGGGAGGAGGGUGUGUGAGGCAAAUCAAACUGUUUUGUGAGAGUAACACAGGUCAGUCAGUUGCUUGGAGAGGAAAUGGAGACGGUUUUACGAAGAUGUCAAGUGUAAAACUACCAGAUUUUCAUGAAUUUAUUUCGUCUUUGGAUGCAGAAGAGUGCAAGAUACAGUGCCUAAAUAAUUGUUCUUGCCUGGCUUAUGCAUAUGUUAACAACAUCGGGUGUUUGGUCUGGCCCAAAGACCUAAUUGAUAUUCAGGAGUUUUCGUCUGGUGGAGAAGAUCUUUUUAUUCGCCUCCGACACACAAAAUCUGGUGAAGGAAAGCGAACAUGGUUAAUUGCCAGCCUCUCGGCUAUAUGUUUUAUCGGUGUCUUGGUUGCCAUGGUGUUCGUUUUUUGCAGAUUGCAAGCUAACCGAAGGGUUACCAAAUCAGGAAACAUCGAAGUAACAAGAAAGUACGUUGAACUGACUGAUCCGAAGGAGAAUUCAAGUGACAGCACUCUUCAAGAAUAUAUACGAGAACAUGAGCGGUCGGAUCUAUUCAUCUAUAGGUUUGACAGCAUAUCAAUUGCUACGAACAAUUUCAGCAUCACAAACAAACUCGGGGAAGGAGGAUUUGGCCCUGUUUACAAGGGUAAGCUAAAAGAAGGGAAGGAAAUAGCAGUAAAGAGACUAUCAAGUAACUCAGGGCAAGGCGUAGAAGAGUUCAAGAAUGAGAUGCUGUUGAUCUCCAAACUUCAACAUAAAAAUCUUGUUAGGAUCAUGGGAUGCUGUGUGAAAGAUGAUGAGAAGUUACUAGUUUACGAGUUCAUGCCAAACGGAAGCUUGGAUACUAUUCUAUUCAAUCCAAAGCGCCGAGCAGAGCUUGAUUGGGCCCGCCGCUUCGACGUUAUUCAGGGUGUUGCUAGAGGGCUUCUUUAUCUCCACCACGAUUCGCGUUUGAAGGUAAUACAUAGAGAUUUGAAGGUCAGUAACAUUCUCUUGGAUGAAAAUAUGAACCCGAAAAUAUCAGAUUUUGGAUUGGCACGUAUCGUUCAAGGGACACAGAAUCUAGAGAAUACUCAGAAGGUUGUGGGAACACUUGGCUAUAUGGCUCCGGAGUAUGCCAUGGGUGGUAUACUUUCUGAAAAAUCCGAUGUCUAUAGCUUUGGCGUCUUGCUGUUGGAGAUUGUUAGCGGGACAAAGAAUACCAGCUUUUAUUACCAUGAAAAACAGCUCGGCUUCCUAGCAUAUUCAUGGCACUUAUGGAACGAAGGCAGGGGAUUGGACUUAGUAGAUGAAGUCUUGGCGGAUUCAUAUCCAUCAUCCCAAGCUAUGAGAUGCGUGCAUAUUGGGCUUCUUUGUGUACAGGACAAUGCUACAGACAGGCCAACCAUGCCGGAUGUAGUUUUGAUGCUAAGUAGCGAGACAGAUCGUCCACAACCUCAGCGACCAAUAUUUACUUUCCAAAAGGCUCUAUCGAAUCCUCAAUCUCAGAAAGACAGUAUAUACUCCGCAAAUGUUGAUACCAUAACAACCAUUGAAGGACGGUAAUCUUCGCUGUACAUGAAGGAUUUUGUUGUUCUGAAGUGUUCCUACACCCAUUGAAGUUUUUCCCAAAAAGUAGAGAUUAGAUUUUACCUAAUAUUCUUUGUUUACAUUGUUACUGUUAUUGUGAAAGAUCAUUAUUCUCCCUAUCAGAGAUUGAAACAAAUCCAUGUAACAUUCAAAGCA